AUGCUCGUUUUCUACUAUCAUGAUUUUAACUUUGCUUAUAAUGAUAUUCGUGUUCUUGGUAAUGACAAUUUCAUACUUACAACGGACUCGAAUCUGAUUAUUGCAAAGAAUGGUGCUGUCGCAUCUGAAGUUGUAAAUUGCUCGCAAUAUGGCGUUGAAGUCUUGAAAGAAGGUGGAAAUGCCAUUGAUGCUGCGAUAACUAGCAUGAUAUGUGUUGGCACUAUUAAUUCAUUUGCUUCCGGAAUUGGAGGUGGUGGAUUCAUGGUAAUUAGGUUGCCAAAUGGUCAUUCUGAAGUAAUUGACUUCCGGGAAACUGCUCCACUUGCUGCUAAAAAAGAUAUGUUUGUUGACAAACAAAUCUUUGCUUCUGUUGGUGGUUUGAGUAUCGGUGUACCUGGUGAAGUUGCAGGAAUGAAACUUGCACACAAAAAGCUACCAUGGAAACGCCUUUUUGAGCCUUCAAUUAAUAUGUGCCGCAAAGGGUUUCCAGUACCACCAGAACUAGGACUUCGAUUACAGCGUCAUCGUGAAAUAGUCGUAAAUAAUCCACAAUUAUCCGAAAUAUAUGCCCCAAAUGGCAAUGUAUUAAAAGAAGGUCAAAUUCUUUAUCGAACUAAAUUCGCAGAUACUUUGGAAACCAUCGCUAAUAAUCACACUGAAUUCUAUAGAGGUUCAAUUGCAAAAUCAAUAAUAAAAAGAGUAAAGGCUACUGGAGGCAUAAUGACUCUAGAGGAUUUAGAAAAUUAUCGCCCUAUUGUUCGUAAACCUCUUGUUGGAUUUUAUCAUGGUCGAAAGAUCUUGACAACGCCAGAACCGUCAAGUGGUUCCGUAUUAAUAUUCUUAUUGAACCUUUUGGAAAAAUAUGAUUUAAAAAAUAAUAAAAUUAGCGGUCUUAAUUUACAUAGAAUUGUUGAAUCAUUAAAAUUCGGCUUUGCAAGACAAACAGAAUUGGGCGAUGCGGCAUUUUUCGAGAAUAAAACAGAACAUGAAUUAAGACUAGCGGAAAUUAUUUCUAAGGAAUACGCAGAUUUAGUGCGACGCAAUAUUUCUGAUUCUGGAUUUGGAUUUGUUGUUCAUGGUGGAUCAUUUGCCUUGACAUUGUUGACCACCAAAAAUGAAACAUUCGAACCCGAAUAUUAUGAUCCAGUAUUUGAACCUGUAAAUGAUUAUGGUACAUCACAUUUGUCUGUCAUUGAUGCGGAUGAUAUGGCAGUCUCCAUUACCUCUUCGAUUAAUCAAUUCUGGGGUUCACAAGUGGUAGAUCCUGAUACAGAAAUACUGCUUAAUGACCAAAUGGAUGAUUUUUCAGUACCUGGUACACCGGAUAAAUAUGGAUUAUUACCAUCCCCUUACAAUUUUAUUGCACCUGGAAAAAGACCACUUUCAUCAAUGAUUCCAACAAUAAUUGAAAAAGACGAACGAUUAGAGUUUGUUGUUGGUGGAAGUGGAUCGAAGAAGAUUAUUUCAUCUGUAUUAGAGGUUCUUCUAGAAUCCGGGUUUCCUUUUGACCUUAUGGAGCAUUUGUUAGAUAUCGGACAUGUUCGUAGCGAGGACUCAUUUGUUCAAGCAGAUGAAACUGCCAAUGAAAAUCGAAGAUUUUUGGUACAAAUAAAUCAUAUCAAUGAGAGAGGGCUUUCAUCUCAAGUUCAAGCAGUUCGAAGAUUUGGAAAUGGAACCAUUCAUG
This is a messenger RNA of Cetraspora pellucida, 1684 nucleotides long. The record is from the annotation of a GenBank genome assembly. NCBI's taxonomy places the organism in Eukaryota, Fungi, Glomeromycota, Glomeromycetes, Diversisporales, Gigasporaceae.